GCUGUCGUUUUGUAUCAGAAUCAAAGUUACCCUCCGGGACCGAUGGAUGCUGACCUGUGACCUCCAUGUCUUUUUCUCUGAUCGCUCAUCUCUCUCCAAACUAGCUGAAAGUGCAGCCAAAGUGUACAGACUCCAGAGAAUGACUACACGGUCGGAACUGUACGGUCACGACGCAGCGUUAUCGUUCUGGUUCCGGCGGUCUUUCUUGAGUCCACGUGUCCCCCCGUUUCCAAGCCGCGGUGUCUCUUUCGUCCUCCCGAAACCCCAGCGGCUCCACCGUGUCUUGGCCAUGGCCGUUAAGCGCAGCCCCAAGCGUCUCAAAUACUCUGCUCCUCGCUUCACCAAGGAGAAUGGCUUGCUUUAUGUUGAAGCUGAUCCAUCCGGAGCAGACAGCUGGAAAUUGGAGCCAGUUGUCAAUCUUUUGAAACAGGGAGCUGUUGGGGUCAUUCCUACGGACACUGUGUAUGCAAUCGUCUGUGAUUUGAAAAGCAAUUCAGCAAUUGAACGUCUUCGCAGGAUAAAAAAUAUAGAUGCUUUAAAGCCUCUUAGCAUCUUAUGCCACUCUUUCCGGGACAUUGAUACGUAUACAACAGGGUUCCCUCGUGGUGAUAGCCAAGGUCAUGCUAGUAUAUUCCGAGCUGUGAAGCAUUGCUUACCUGGGCCUUAUACUUUCAUCCUGACUGCAAGUAAAGAGUUACCUAAACAGUGUAUAAGGUAUGGGACUGCAGCUGCCAAAUUUGCAUCGAGGAAAAAUGUGGGUGUUCGUAUGCCUGAUGAUGCCAUAUGUCAGGCAAUACUCGAGAGGAUGGAUGCCCCUUUAAUUUCCACAAGUGUCAAGUGCCCAAAGGAGAAUGAGUGGCUGAUAGAUCCGGUUGUAAUAGCUGAUAUAUAUGGACAAGAGGGUCUGGACUUUGUUGUUGAUGGAGGGGUAAGAGUGGCAGAUCCAUCCACUGUUGUUGACAUGUUGGUGAUUCCUCCCAAGAUAGUAAGGCAGGGAAAGGGGCCUAAGUUACACUGGAUGGGUGCUGAAGAUGAUGAUGAAUCUGCUGCUAUGCCUGAAGCAAAGCUCAUCAUUCCUUAUGCUACUUGAGGCUAAUACAUGCUUCCUUGAAACACUGUAGCGAAACAUGAUUUGUAUUCCUUCAAGGUUGUACAGUGUUUUAGAUGUCUACUACCAAAAAUAAGGUUUUGAGGCGGUUUUGAACUUGUGGUUUCUAUUGGAUAUUGGAUGAUAGUCAAGGGCAUACAGGAUACAAGGGAAAUUGCGCUCUGUGAACGUUAGGUCAAGAAAUGGUAUAGUGGAAAAGGUUAAAGGGUAGAUCCCAUAGGAUGAGCUAAUAGUGCAUACAAAAUUUCUGCACCAUGCCCUUCCUUUUAGAGUCACUUUUAUAAGUAAAUACGUCAGUGGGUUCUGGUGAUUUGUUUUGCAAUUUAAUUGCGUUAUAGGCUGAACUAGCCAUUGAAGACA
Carya illinoinensis is the source of this 1468-nucleotide messenger RNA. RefSeq lists its product as uncharacterized. The record is from RefSeq and is a predicted model, not a curated record. Gene Ontology annotation, molecular function: double-stranded RNA binding. Lineage: Eukaryota; Viridiplantae; Streptophyta; Magnoliopsida; Fagales; Juglandaceae. The coding region runs from base 47 to 1090 and encodes 347 amino acids. The transcript has 9 exons.